Molecule: messenger RNA, 2100 nt
Organism: Babesia ovata
Lineage: Eukaryota; Apicomplexa; Aconoidasida; Piroplasmida; Babesiidae
Product: PSP
Exons: 8
Coding region: 1-2100 (699 amino acids)
Biological process (GO): mRNA splicing, via spliceosome
Cellular component (GO): U2-type spliceosomal complex; catalytic step 2 spliceosome; U2 snRNP
Source: RefSeq, a predicted model, not a curated record
AUGUAUCGCAAUAUUAUCUCUCUCGUCUCGGUAGCGUUGUUGGCGCACGCUACUUGUGUGUGUUCGGAGUCCUUAGGAGCAAGGAAGCGAAAGUCACCUUCGGCAGUGCCAGGGCGCUUUACCCAGUCUGCUAUUCAGGCUAGUCGUAAUGAUGAGAAGGGUGUUAUGUCGCUGCUUUUUCACGGACCGGUGGCACCGCGGCACAUCAGCUUCGGCAUAGAGGACUCCAACGAGGGAGUCGCCAACGAGAUUGCUAUCGCAGAAGACAUGAACACGCUUGAGAACACGCUCAACAGGUUACAGGAGAGCGAGCAGAAUCAGCUCGAUGCCGUCCAGGAGUCUUUGUUCUUGCAGAACGCGCAACUCGACGAACUCCAGCGCUUCAUAUCGCGGCCACCGCGUGACCGUUCUGCGCACGGUGUCUUGGCUGCCAUAAUGGGCCAGGAUCGCGCCAAUGAAGGCGGUCAAUCCGCCGUACUGCGCGAGUUGCGGAAACGCAGCGUAAGCGCCGCGAAAAACUACCUCAAGAAGCUGAAGCGGAAGCAAAAGUCCGCCAAUGAAUCGGAGUCGGCUGAACAACAGUCGCGAACAGCACGUCUACGCGAUGUUCUUAAGGAACAUUUUGGCGAUUUGGAUGCGCAGAAGAAGGAUGCGGAGUCCGUGGAUGUCGAAUACGUCGCGCCCGCAAGUGUGGGUGGCGAGUUCAAAGAAGUUUUCGACCGCUUCGCUCAGCUCGAGCGCAUCUCGUUGGACCUGGAACCCACGCCCGAGGAGCAGGAGGUGCCGAUUGAGAACGAGUUUGAUUCGUCCGAUGAGGAAGAGGAGGACGAGUCGCGCCGUACCAUGAGUAGCAAGAAGAAGCUGAAGUUGAUGAACCGCCCUACCUUGGCGCAACUGAAGCAGAUGGCUGACAAGCCGGAAGUGGUGGAGUUUUGGGAUACCACUGCGGCGGACCCCAAAUUUUUGGUCUGGCUGAAGGCGCAGCGCAACUCAGUCCCCGUGCCAUCGCACUGGAGCGAGAAGAUGCGAUACAUGCAGACACGUCGCAGCUACGACAAGCCUGCGUACAAGUUGCCGUCGUAUAUUGAGGACACCAAAAUUGCGGAAAUCAGGUCGGCGUUGAAGGCGAAGGAGGCCAACAAAACGCUCAAGCAGAAGAUGCGCGAGAAGGUGCGACCCAAGUCGCACAGGAUGGACAUCAACUACCAGAUUCUCCACGAUGCGUUCUUCAAGUACGCCACGAAGCCCGCGAUGACCAGGUACGGAGAUGUGUACUACGUGGGCAAAGAGAUGGAGCUGCGGAUGCGUCACUACAGGCCGGGGCAUUUGAGCGACCGGCUGAAGAAGGCGCUGGGUGUGGGAGAGAAUGCCCCGCCUCCGUGGUUGAUUAACAUGCAACGGUUUGGGCCUCCGCCGAGCUACCCGAACCUGAAGAUCCCCGGUGUGAACGCACCUUUGCCGGAAGGGGCCUCAUUCGGGUUCCACGCCGGAGGAUGGGGGCAGCUGCCGACAGACGAUUCCGGUAACCCCAUCUUCGGCUACAUUGACUCGACGUACUACGAGGACGGGCAUAUCAACAAGGAGCUCUGGGGCGAGCUGCCGAAGGGUGAGACCGACGACGAUUCCAGCGAUGACUCCGACUCUUCGGAUGACGAGAAGGCUGAGGAGGGAACCGCUGUGGUGGCCCCGACUGUCGAGACGCCAAUCCCUGUCGUUGGCGCCGGGUUGGAUACUCCACUUGAUAUGCGUGCACCCGCCGAUCCGCCCCGGGCCACCCCGCGCAAAGCGUACACGGUUCUCGAGCCCAAGGCAGCUAAUCGCAGUGCAAAUGCACUUUUCGGGUCGCAGAUAACCUAUUCAAUGCCUCCGGUUGCUACGCCAAUUACGCCAGUCACGGGCAAGGCCGGUGCCGCGACGCCCCUGGGAGGCAUGGUGACGCCGUCGCUUCAGGCAGACGGCGCGAUGAGCGCUGAAGGCGUGAUGCGCCAGCUGAAGUUCUACGAGACCAAGGCCAAAUUGGUCCAGGAGGCUGCCGGCCAGAUUGUCACCGAGGCCACGGAGCAGAAGCGUGCGAAGAAAAAGAAGGAAUUCAAAUUCUAA